Messenger RNA from Cryptomeria japonica (Japanese cedar), 3843 nucleotides. RefSeq names its product zinc protease PQQL-like. The transcript has 21 exons. Gene Ontology annotation, biological process: proteolysis. The record is from RefSeq and is a predicted model, not a curated record. Gene Ontology annotation, molecular function: metalloendopeptidase activity; metal ion binding. NCBI's taxonomy places the organism in Eukaryota, Viridiplantae, Streptophyta, Pinopsida, Cupressales, Cupressaceae. The coding region runs from base 299 to 3331 and encodes 1010 amino acids.
AAUUCAAUUCAAUUCAAUUAUCUCUGCACAACGAAUCAUUUGUUAGCACCAGAUGCAUUUAUACGAUUAAGAUAUAAUCCCAGUAAUCCUUCCCGUAAAAGAAAACGGAAUAUCGGUACCUAAACUACCUAGAGGUUUAGGCGCUUUCAGAUUUCACCUCCAAAAUUUUUGAACCCCUCUGUACUUCCACGCUGAAAAACAAACAAACCAGAACUGUUCAAGUGCGAAGCCUCUGCUAUUGCUAAGCACAGACAGUCAGAAAAUAAGCGUUAGAAGUACAGGAAAGGGGUUUCUUAUUAUGGAUUUGCUUGGAGAAGCUACAACGCCAUUGAAAUCUCACAAGUUCAAGUCACUGAAGCUCCUGAACGUUGAGCCGGACGAGGCGUUUCCGCAAGAUCCCUUUGGAGUUCACUACGGCGUUCUGGAAAACGGGCUGCACUAUUACGUGAGGAAGAAUGCUAAGCCCCGCAUGCGUGCUGCCCUUGCCCUUGGCGUAAAGGUCGGCUCAGUUUUGGAGGAGGAGGAUGAGCGGGGUGUUGCUCACAUUGUUGAACAUCUUGCAUUUAGUGCAACUAAAAAAUAUACAAAUCAUGACAUGGUCAAGUUCUUGGAGAGUAUUGGAGCAGAGUUUGGUCCUUGCCAAAAUGCUUCAACAUCCUCUGAUGAGACAAUUUAUGAGUUGCUUGUCCCUGUUGAUAAGCCCCAGCUUCUGUCUCAGGCAAUAUCUGUCUUAGCAGAAUUCAGCACGGAGAUUCGUAUCUCAAAUGAGGAUCUGGAGAAAGAGAGAGGAGCUGUUUUGGAGGAAUACAGGGAAGGAAGGAAUGCCAUGGGACGGAUGCAGGAUGCUCACUGGCUCUUAAUGAUGGAAGGUUCAAAGUAUGCUGAUCGCCAGCCGAUUGGACUGGAGAGAGUGAUCAGAACUGUCUCUGCUGAAACAGUUAAAGGUUUCUAUCGUCGCUGGUAUCACCUAAAGAACAUGGCUGUUGUUGCAGUUGGGGAUUUUCCUGAUACACAGGGUGUUGUUGACCUGAUCAAACUUCAUUUUGAGCAUAAGCAAUGUCUACCUGGACCCCCUCCUACUAUUCCUGUUUCUAAUGUGCCCUCACAUGAGGAGCCUCGAUUUUCUUGUUUUGCAGAAGCUGAAGCAGGAGGUUCAGCAGUGAUGGUGAGCUGUAAGAUUCCUUUUUCUGAGAUGAAAACCGUAGGAGAUUAUCGAGAAUGGCUUGCAGAAAGCCUGUUCCACAGUGCGUUGAAUCAAAGAUUUUUCAAAAUUUCUCGCCAACGAGAUCCACCAUUCUUCUCCUGUUCAUCAUCAGCUGAUGUUUGGGUUCACCCUGUAAAGGCUUAUGUCAUAUCGGCUAGUUGCAAAGAAAGAGGAACCAUUGAAGCUCUUGAAUCUAUUUUAAUGGAGGUAGCACGAAUUCGUGUUCAUGGAUUUUCAGAACGUGAAAUUGCAAUAGCUCGUGCUUUCAUGAUGGCAGAUAUUGAAUCUGCAUACCUUGAACGUGAUCAGAAUCAAUCUACAAGCCUGCGAGAUGAGUGUCUCCAACAUUUUUUUCGUGGAGAACCUGUCGUGGGGAUUGACUAUGAGGCACAGCUACAAAAAACUCUUCUACCCCAUAUUUCAGUAGCAGAGGUGUCAAAAUUUGCAAAUUUUUUUCGAACAACUUGUAGCUGUGUGAUUAAGACUGUUGAACCCUUGGCAUGUGCUACAAUAGAUGAAGUGAGGGCCACUGUCUCAAAAGUUGAAGAUAAUGAAAGCAAUGGAUACAUUUCACUAUGGGAUGAAGAACACAUUCCUGAUGAAAUUGUGACAAGGAAGCCAGAUCCUGGGAACAUUGCUUCGGAAACAGAUUUUCCAGAAUUUGGGGCUACGGAAUUGGUGCUUAGUAAUGGAAUGAGGAUAUGUUAUAGGUGCACGGAUUUUCUUGAUGACCAGGUUCUCUUCAGUGCAUUUACAUAUGGUGGACUAUCUGAAUUACCAGAAGGUGACUAUCUGUCAUGUUCCAUGGGUACAACAAUUGCUGGAGAAAUUGGUAUGUUUGGAUAUAAGCCAUCUGUUCUCAUGGACAUGCUUGCUGGGAAGAGAGCCGAGGUUGGCACAAAAGUUGGGGCUUAUAUGAGAACAUUUUCUGGUGAUUGUUCACCUUCUGAUCUGGAGACAGCUUUGCAGCUUGUAUAUCAGUUAUUUGUGACAUCUGUUGUUCCGGGAGAUGAAGAAGUUAAUCUAGUAAUGGAAAUGACAAAAGAAGGAAUAAGAGCACAGGAAAGAGAUCCCUUCACUAAAUUUGCUAAUCGUGUACGAGAGCUUAACUAUGGGAACUCUUACUUCUUCAAGCCUGUCAAAGUCAAGGAUCUCCAGAAAGUGGACGCAAAAAGAUCUUGCCAGUACUUUGAUAGCUGCUUCAAGGACCCUUCUACAUUUACAGUGGUUAUUAUAGGAAAAAUUGACCCUGCUGUAUUCCUGCCACUUAUUUUGCAAUACCUUGGUGGCAUACCAAGGCCUUCAAAGCCAGUAAUGCACUUUAACCGUGAUGAGUUGAAAGCCUUGCCCUUUAAGUUCCCUAGUAGGACUGUCAGAGAAGUUGUGCGCAGCCAAAUGCAAGAAGCACAAUGUUCUGUUCAAAUUACAUUCCCUGUUGAACUUAAGGCUCUUCACGUGAUGGAGGAAAUUCAUUUUGUUGGUUUCACAACCAAGUUAUUGGAAACAAAAAUCAUGCAGGCUCUCCGUUUCAAGCAUGGGCAGGUGUAUAGUGUCAGUGUUUCUUCCUUUCUUGGAGGUAAUAAACCUUCAAGGAUGGGUAAUGUGCGUGGUGAUAUUGCAGUUAACUUCUCUUGUGACCCAGAUAGCUCUGUUAAGCUGGUUGAUAUAUCUUUAGAUGUAAUAUCGCAUCUGCAAGAAGAAGGGCCUUCUGAUGAGGAUGUUUUAACUGUUCUUGAAAUUGAGCAAAGGGUACAUGAGAAUGGAUUACAGGAAAAUGGAUACUGGUUAGAUCGGAUGCUGCGUGGUUAUCAGUCUCGUUUCUAUGAGGGUGAUCUAAGUACAUGUCUUAAGGCUCAGGAUGAAUGGCGCAACACAGUCAGGUCAUCUUUAACACGGUCAACAACACAACAAGCUUUACAAAGGAUAUUACCAUCACCAUGCACAAAACAAUAUACAGUAGUUGUACUAAUGCCCAAGUUGCCUAUGUUGCAAAGAUUGAAGUCUUCCCUUUUCACAUCGAAGGAUAGGUCAAGCAUAGAAGUAAAGGUUUUAAUAGGUGUAGGUGCUGCGCUAGUGUUGGCCACAGUUUUUUGGCAAUAUUCAAGGAGGACAAAAAAUAUAGCAUGACAUUUUGGUUCAAGGUAUUCUUCAAUAUCCAUAUUUGCUUGGCUGGACCAGCAGGCCAUGGUGUUACCUGUGAUCACCAAAGUUGACUAGUCAUGUUGAUAAAGAUAUCAUGUUUGGAAUUUUUUGUAGCCUUUACUUAUUUUAGUGGGGCAUCGACUGGAUAUGUGACUAAGUUGGCAUCUCCUGAGAUGGAAUGUUGAGUGUACCAUUUUAGUGCCAGUAAAUGUAUGAAGCCUACCAUCUGCAUUGUGCAUAAAGAUGUAUCUUCAAGAAAGGUUAAAGAGUACAAAAUACAAUCAUAUCGUGUGUUGAAUAUGAAAUUAUUUGGGGCAAUUAAGUCUUUACAGGUGCAGGAAGAUUCACGGGAAUGGAUUUGGUUAGACCAUUAGUCUAUUAUUAGUUUAUUAUUUCACAUUCUUUUGUUUUCUAAGCCCAAACUGAAAUGUAGAUGAGAAUCGAUAUUAUAUCUCAAGCAGCAUAUCAAAAAGGCAUGUGCCAUUUAUUUGAUGUCA